Molecule: messenger RNA, 1113 nt
Organism: Aphanomyces astaci
Lineage: Eukaryota; Oomycota; Saprolegniomycetes; Saprolegniales; Verrucalvaceae
Exons: 1
Coding region: 114-1073 (319 amino acids)
Cellular component (GO): plasma membrane
Source: RefSeq, a predicted model, not a curated record
UGUGAAGCGUCGUAAGGUCCAAUGUUGCAAUCUCCACCAACCAAACAGCACCCAACGUACCCACGGUUUGUUUGGCACUCUACUCUUCAUUGCAUCGCCCCCAUCAUUGACGGAUGCUCUACUUUCUGCUGCGACUUGCAACACACCUGCCUCGGUUGUGUCGGCUAGCCCUUGCAUUUGUUUCCACCGCCCUAGCCUCGUUUGAAUCCAGUGGCCAACUUUCGUUCGUCCACGAAGGCCUCCCUCGAUGGCCUAACCUGUGGACCCCCACGGGAUGCCUCCGGUUCUUGGAUUGGUUUGGCACAGUCGUGUUUGCCAUGAGCGGGUCGCUCGCAGGGGCCUCGUCCGGCGCCGACCUGAACGGGUGCAUCCUUAUCGGCACCGUCACCGCGGUCGGCGGUGGAACAUUACGAGAUGCGCUCGUGCUCAACACAUCCCCCAGUUGGGUCGAUGAAUGGGAGUACUUGGUCAUUAGCGCUGUGUCGGCGACGGUCGCUGUAUAUGUCUGGCAUCGGUUACGUCCUGGUUGCCCGCUGUGGCUUGGACUGACGCUCAAAGCAGCCGAUUGUGGCGAAGGAGACCUCAUGCAAUGGGGCGAUGCCAUCGGCGUCGGAGCGUUCGCAGUGAUUGGGGCUAUGAAUGGCAUCCGGGGCAAUCGACCCAUGAUAGUCUCGGCGCUGUGCGGUGUCAUGACUGCAACCUUUGGCGGCAUGGUUCGCGAUAUGCUGCUCCAUCGACCUGUGCGUAUCUUGCAUCCGUAUGCAGAUACCUAUGCGCCCAUUGCACUCGUGGGCGCCGUGUCCUACCUUGGAAUGCAGGCCGUGGUGCCGCUCCAGCAGUUCCAAGGCUGCCGCAUCCUCAUCAGCGUCACCUUGACGGUGUUCCUGCGCCAACAAGCCUGGACCAACGGCUGGCGACUGCCGCACUGGAAUAUCAACCAAGAGGUCGUGCAAAUGAACCAAGAUCCAAGGGUUAUAAAGAUGAUGCAGAAGACCAUGUCGGACGGGAACUUGUCCGAUACAAACACCGACGACACGUUCGCUUCGUCGGAUGAUUUGACAGUGAACGUGUGAGAUUACUGAGUAGGUUUUUUGUAUUUAACGUUCUUGUGGA